AUGACCGACGACUCAGACGGAUCUAGCAGCAAUGAGAGCCCAAUGCGAUCACGAGCUCUCAACACAUUCGAUCACCUUGAUGUGUCAGAUCAAGUGUUUGGAUCAGUACCUGGAUUGAGAAGGCGACAAAUCAUUUUGUGUUCUUGGAAGGGUCCAUCGGACAAUGUAGAUGAAGGUGAAAUGGUAUUCUAUGAUGCAGUCGAACGAGCUCCUGAAUCUUGCAGUCGAACGAGCUCCUGA
Molecule: messenger RNA, 240 nt
Organism: Synchytrium microbalum
Lineage: Eukaryota; Fungi; Chytridiomycota; Chytridiomycetes; Synchytriales; Synchytriaceae
Exons: 3
Coding region: 1-240 (79 amino acids)
Source: RefSeq, a predicted model, not a curated record